This is a messenger RNA of Hypomesus transpacificus, 711 nucleotides long. Its product is annotated as integumentary mucin C.1-like. The transcript has 2 exons. The annotation marks the transcript as partial. The record is from RefSeq and is a predicted model, not a curated record. Lineage: Eukaryota; Metazoa; Chordata; Actinopteri; Osmeriformes; Osmeridae.
ACCACAACAGCAGCUCCAACAACUACAACUGAAGCCCCAACAACCACAACAGCAGCCCCAACAACUACAACUGAAGCCCCAACAACCACAACAGCAGCUCCAACAACUACAACUGAAGCCCCAACAACUACAACUGAAGCCCCAACAACCACAACAGCAGCUCCAACAACUACAACUGAAGCUCCAACAACCACAACAGCUGCUCCAACAACUACAACUGAAGCCCCAACAACCACAACAGCAGCUCCAACAACUACAACUGAAGCCCCAACAACCACAACAGCUGCUCCAACAACUACAACUGAAGCCCCAACAACUACAACUGAAGCCCCAACAACCACAACAGCAGCCCCAACAACUACAACUGAAGCCCCAACAACCACAACAGCAGCUCCAACAACCACAACAGCUGCUCUAACAACUACAGCUGAAGCCCCAACAACUACAACUGAAGCCCCAACAACCACAACAGAUGCUCCAACAACUACAACUGAAGCCCCAACAACCACAACAGCUGCUCCAACAACUACAACUGAAGCCCCAACAACCACAACAGCUGCUCCAACAACUACAACUGAAGCUCCAACAACCACAACAGCUGCUAUAACAACUACAACUGCAGCCCCAACAACCACAACUGCAGCUCCAACAACUACAACUGAAGCCCCAACAACUACAACUGAAGCCCCAACAACCACGAACAACAAGUAA